CCCCGGCUCAUGGACUGUAUGUGGAGCAGCUCCGGCGGAGCGGAGGCAGAGCGGCUCCGCGAGCUCCCCUGCACUUUCCCACAGCCGAGCCCCGACUGGCCGCCGAGGGCGAGCCACGCACACGCCCUCGCGCCCGGCGAGCCCGCGAGGUCACUAUCAUAUGACAAAGGCUUUGCCGCAGUUCAUCUUCCUCCCUGUGUACUUUCCAUUUGCCUUCCUGGGGUUGUGGCUCAUCCUUUACAGCCUGGUGAGGAGGAAGUCUAGAUUUUUCAGUCAACCAUAGCUGGCAUUGAAUCCUGCUGCAUCACAGAAGCUGGAAAUUCUGAUGUUCCAUUAAAAUCACAAUGGAAAGUCUUGACUUGACCGGUCACAGUAAUGAAAGGCAGUAAUAGAAAUAAAGAUCAUUCAACAGAAGGAGAAAGGGCUGGAAAGCGACCAAAACGAAAGUGUCUUCAGUGGCACCCACUGCUAGCAAAGAAACUGCUGGACUUUUCAGAAGAGGAGGAAGAGGAAGACGAAGAGGAAGAUAUUGAUAAGGUUCAACUUCUUGGGGCCGAUGGCCUAGAGCAAGAUGUUGGUGAGACUGAUGAUGAAUCACCAGAGCAACGAGCCCGGAGACCAAUGAAUGCAUUUCUCUUAUUUUGCAAACGUCAUCGCUCUCUUGUACGUCAGGAACACCCCAGGCUUGAUAACCGAGGUGCUACCAAGAUACUGGCUGAUUGGUGGGCUGUUCUAGAUCCAAAGGAAAAGCAGAAAUAUACAGACAUGGCCAAGGAGUAUAAAGAUGCAUUUAUGAAAGCAAAUCCUGGCUACAAAUGGUGUCCUACCACAAAUAAGCCUGUGAAAUCCCCAACACCCGCUGUCAAUCCACGAAAGAAACUAUGGGCUUUCCCAUCUGACUCUUCAAGAGAUUUACCAAGCCCCAAGAAAGCAAAGACUGAAGAAAUGCCUCAGCUAAACUUUGGAAUGGCUGAUCCUACACAGAUGGGAGGCCUGAGCAUGCUGCUUCUAGCUGGAGAACAUGCUCUUGGAACACCAGAGGUAUCCUCUGGCACUUGUAGGCAGGAUGUUUCGGAAUCUCCUGAAUUACGUCAGAAGUCCCCAUUAUUUCAGUUUGCUGAGAUAUCUUCAAGUACAUCCCACCCUGAGACUCCUUCAAAACAAUGUCAAGCAUCAGCCUUGUUUCAGUUUGCAGAGAUUUCUUCAAACACUUCGCAGUUGGGUGGUGCUGAGCCUGUGAAACGCUGUGGGAAGUCUGCACUCUUUCAACUGGCAGAGAUGUGUCUGGCAUCAGAGGGGGUUAAAAUGGAGGACUCAAAGCUAAUGAAGGCAAAAGAAUCAGAUGGUGGAAGAAUUAAAGAAUUGGAGAAGGGAAAGGAACAAAGAGAAAUAAAAAUGGAGAAAACAGAUGAAGCCAGGUUACAGAAGGCAGCAGAAUUUGAAAGACCAGCUAAGGAAAAUGUCAGAGAUUCUAAGGAACUAAGAAAUUUUGAGGAGCUACGAAUGGAUGAUAUAAUGGAUAUAAAAAUGGAAGAUCCCAAAGAAAUUAAAAAGGAAGAACUAGAGGAAGAUCAAAAAUGUAGUCACUUCCCUGAUUUUUCUUAUUCUGCCAGUAGCAAGAUCAUAAUAAGUGAUGUUCCCAGUAGAAAGGAUCACAUGUGCCAUCCUCAUGGAAUUAUGAUCAUUGAAGAUCCCACAGCAUUAAACAAACCAGAGAAGCUAAAAAAGAAAAAGAAGAAAAGCAAAAUGGAUCGACAUGGAAAUGAUAAAUCCACACCCAAGAAGACUUGCAAAAAGAGGCAGUCUUCAGAGUCCGACAUUGAGAGUGUCAUGUACACCAUUGAAGCCGUUGCAAAGGGAGACUGGGGCAUUGAGAAACUUGGAGAAACCCCUCGCAAGAAGGUCCGCACAUCCUCAAGUGGCAAGGGAAGCAUUUUGGAUGCCAAGCCACCAAAGAAAAAAGUGAAAUCAAGAGAGAAGAAAAUGUCCAAGGAGAAAUCCUCAGACACCACCAAAGAGUCAAGACCUCCAGAUUUCAUUAAUAUUUCUGCCAGCAAGAACAUUUCUGGUGAGGUGCCAGAGGGUAUAAAAGCAGAACCAUUGACGCCCACAGAGGAGGCAUUACCACCCAGCCUAUCAGGACAGGCCAAGCCUGAGGAAAGUGACUGUCACAGAAAAAUAGAGACUUGUGGCUCCCGGAAAUCUGAGAGGUCUUGCAAAGGUGCUCUUUAUAAAACCCUGGUGUCUGAAGGCAUGCUCACCUCUCUGCGAGCUAAUGUUGACAGAGGGAAACGAAGCUCAGGAAAAGGAAACUCCUCUGACCAUGAAGGGUGUUGGAAUGAAGAAAGCUGGACGUUUAACCAGAGUGGGACCAGUGGGAGCAAGAAGUUCAAGAAGACAAAGCCAAAGGAAGAUUCUCUCCUUGGCUCAGCAAAGCUGGAUGAAGAAUUUGAAAAAAAAUUCAACAGCCUUCCUCAAUAUAGUCCUGUUACAUUUGACCGGAAAUGCGUACCUGUCCCAAGGAAAAAGAAGAAGACUGGAAACAUGUCCUCCGAACCGACUAAAACCAGCAAAGGUCCUUUCCAGUCUCAGAAAAAGAACUUAUUCCACAAAAUUGUCAGCAAAUAUAAGCACAAAAAGGAGAAGCCUAAUGUUCCGGAAAAAGGAAGUGGGGAUAAAUGGUCAAACAAGCAACUCUUCUUGGAUGCCAUUCACCCUACAGAAGCCAUAUUUUCAGAAGACAAAAACACCACAGAGCCUGCUCAUAAGGUUAAAAAUGCCCUAUCCAUUCCCAACACUCCAGAGCCAACAACAAUGCAAGAACCCUUGGUGGGCAGCCAAAAGAGAAAAGCAAGGAAAACCAAGAUCACCCACCUUGUCAGGACAGCAGAUGGCCGGGUAUCACCAGCAGGAGGUACUUUGGACGACAAACCAAAGGAACAACUGCAGAGGAGUCUCCCUAAAGUGAGCCAGACCGGCUGCAAUGACGAAUGCUCACACAACCCCGAGACCGCAGAGACUCGGAGCAGCACUCCGGAGAUGCCAGCCGUGUCUGCGUUCUUCAGCCUCGCCGCGCUGGCCGAAGUGGCCGCCAUGGAAAACGUGCACAGAGGUCAGAGGUCGACUCCGCUCACCCAUGACGGACAGCCAAAAGAAAUGCCACAGGCUCCUGUACUUAUAUCCUGCGCUGACCAGUGAAGCGCCCUUUAAUUGUAAAACAUUGUGCUUUACCUACUACCCUAGCCUUGUCUUUACCGAGGGAUGCUAGUGAGUCCAGAUGGUGGAAAAUAUAGACUGCAAACAAGUGCUUGUUGCCCUACACGGCCCAGAUUCACUUGAAGCAGAAGUUAGCAUCCUGGGCCAGUUUGUUCUUUUGGAACCCAGAGUCUUGGAGGGUGAUGUUAUCUGUCUGAUAAUGAGCAGAAACAGAAUGAACCUGGAGCUUUGCUUUCUAUUGAAGGCUUUUGACGGUAAUAGGUGGUAACUUGGUAAAAGGCUGCCUUUACUGUAGCUCAUCCAGCAUCUCUUUUACCAACCAGAGAGUGUGAAACUAGUUUCGUAUAUUACCUAGUUAUUCUUUCAAAACAAAAACAAAAAACAAAAAAAAACAAAAACAAAAACUGACGCACUGCACUAGUUAUUAUUAGAUAUUCUUAGUCUUUUUUGUACAUGGAGAUUUAAGUUCUAAGAUGGUUUAUAUAAUAGGUUAUACCUACAUUUAUAUUGUAGAAUAAUAUUAAAAGGCCUGUUCCAGAGACUCCCAAGCAGCACGGGCAGGCAGAUGUACCAUUGUUAGCGGUGUAUGCUCGGCCUCGUGGUCCAUAUAUUCUGCACUUUUAUAUUUGCCACCAGAGUGGUAGUUUGCUGGCAAAGACAGAGAGAGAGAGAGAGAGAGAGAGAGAAAAUUAGAAUUCUUACAAGCUGAAUUUUUUUCUUAGCCUCGAGUGACCAAGAAUUUGCUUGGGGCUAAUUGUGGCAAAUAUUUUCCCAGACAGGGGAAGAGUCCUGCAGAUUACAGAUUACUGAUGUUUUCAUGCCUUGAGGAUUCUUUUAUUUUUACACAGGGGUCUCAGUGACCGAUGGAUCGUUCAUACAAACAAAAAAAAAAAAAAAAGAAAAAUAUUAUUCAGAAGUGACCUUAGUAUUACUUCACUAUUCUGAACACAUUGAAGACACUCACUUCAUGUGGACUUUGAGCUACAGACCUUUUCCAUCCUUCCCAGACAGACUGGACGGGUAGCAACUGCUAUGCACAGCCUGAUUGGCAUUGCAGGUUUUGAGAGCCAUUUUUGAGUUUGUGUUGUUAAGGAGGUAUUGAAUAAAUGCUGAGGGAGGUAUGCUUGACCAGGGUGGGAGUCUUAGUCAUAGAGCCACCUGCAAGUUUGUUUCCUUUUUGUGUUUUGUUGCUUUUGAACAUAAAACCAACCAUACGGAUGCCAGUGCCAAGUGGAUUACCUGGCUUAUUAGAACAUUGGACAUACUGACUUAACCACCUGACAUUCACAGUGUCUUGUUUCCUAGCAACACAUGCAAAGUGAUAAAUCAAAAUUAGUCGGAGGCUACCGAUUUUACAGGGUAUUUGUUCCAUAGCACAAAGUGUAUCCCCACUCUUGCAUCACAGCACAAACUACCAAAUUUUAAUUAUUGGAUUCCAGCAAUAAUUUUUAUUGGUUUUCAAACUGGCGGAAUUUUGAUAGCGUUAGUUCGAGUUUGAAGCUUUUGAAUUAGAUCUCUAAAUGGUGACAGUUUACAAGGUUUUAUCUAGCUUUCUUAUUUAUACUUGACUCAAUUGUAAUGAUGAUUUUUUUUUUCUAAUCGUAAUUUGACCUAAUAGCCAUACAGAAAAUGACUCUAUUAGUACUGACUAGGUUUAGCUUUUCAUAGUUGUAGAUAUUACUUCAGUUUCGGUGCUGGAAAAUAUGUACAACAUACUAACAGAAUUGAAAAAGAAUAUAGGGAUUUGUUUG
Molecule: messenger RNA, 4967 nt
Organism: Nyctereutes procyonoides (raccoon dog)
Lineage: Eukaryota; Metazoa; Chordata; Mammalia; Carnivora; Canidae
Gene: BBX
Product: BBX high mobility group box domain containing
Exons: 19
Coding region: 376-3198 (940 amino acids)
Biological process (GO): regulation of transcription by RNA polymerase II
Cellular component (GO): nucleus
Molecular function (GO): RNA polymerase II transcription regulatory region sequence-specific DNA binding; DNA-binding transcription factor activity, RNA polymerase II-specific
Source: RefSeq, a predicted model, not a curated record